Pyricularia oryzae 70-15 is the source of this 5287-nucleotide messenger RNA. RefSeq names its product autophagy-like protein 11. The record is from RefSeq and is a predicted model, not a curated record. Gene Ontology annotation, molecular function: molecular adaptor activity; protein kinase binding. The coding region runs from base 574 to 4761 and encodes 1395 amino acids. Gene Ontology annotation, cellular component: extrinsic component of membrane; Atg1/ULK1 kinase complex; phagophore assembly site membrane. NCBI's taxonomy places the organism in Eukaryota, Fungi, Ascomycota, Sordariomycetes, Magnaporthales, Pyriculariaceae. The transcript has 3 exons. Gene Ontology annotation, biological process: autophagy of mitochondrion; piecemeal microautophagy of the nucleus; autophagy of peroxisome.
GUUCACGCAAGGGUCGUCAUAGCCUUCUUUGGCUGGGUUUCCAUCCGCAUUCAAUCCCAGGCAUGACUCUGUUGGAAUAUUCCACGUACCUAGGUACUCACUACCGACCUUGACUCUGGCUAAGGUAGCUAUUCGGGACGCAUCAAAGCAACUUUUAUUUCCUAGACGACCAUAUCAUCGACCCUCGGUCUAAUCAGUCAUUUCGCGACCGUGCAAGCCCGCGCCGCAGUUGUGUUAUCCUAUCGAUUUAUCCAACCGCCUGCUAACGAACCCAUCCGCAUUUACUCCGAUUGAUCUACCUGCCUUACCUAUGCAUCAUCGUGACUUGGUUUCUUGUCUUUCCUGCCCGCUUUACUUCUACUCCCUUCCGCCGAACCCGUAGUCACCACCUUUGUCUGCACGUUCGUCAGUUCAUCACAUACUAGAGAUUCAUUCAUUCCUGCCUGGCCGUAUCCCACCGCCGCCAAAGACCUGCGCUACUCUGCAGCCACCGCACGCCGUCGGCUUCCCACCAGAAGAAGCCUCUCGCACCGCAAGCGCUAGCGAGGAGGACAUGUCCUGGCAUGAUAUGCGAUGGCAACCCAGGUGUUGAUAGCCCACUCGGGCCAACGCCUGCAGAUAGACACUUCGCGCCUCACAACGCUCGAUGAAUUCCGUUCCGCCGUGUCCCGGUCAACCUCGAUACCACAGAACUGCAUCAUCGCCCUCGUGCCUCCAGGCAAAGCUCUGAGGCCUCAAGCAAUCCAGAUGGAGAAAGAGAUAUUCGUAUACGACAGUCGGAUGACCCAGACCGGAGCUCCCGGCUCCCCUUUUCCCGUCAAGCUGGAGAUAGACCUGCCGAAGCCCUACGCCAUCACGAACCCGCCAAACGACAUAAUCGACACGCGUUCGCUCGAGUCAUGGCAGGACUUAUUCAGGGAGAGGCGCGUCUGGGCGCACAGGUUAUCAGAGGACUGCGAAGGCAUGGAAAAAGAGGCCCAUGACCAAUACGAGGCCAUGGAUAACAUGCUGUCCUGCUUGGAUGCUGCCGUGGCCAAUCUCGAAUCCGUUGUGCGCGCCACUGAGAACAAGUACGAGGAUCUGAAGAAAUGGGCAGCCACCGAGCAAACAGGCUAUAACGAUCUAGUCACCAGGUGGGAGCAGAAUCUCGGUCUCGCGCGCAGCAUACCUAUCUCGGCGGCCAUGGUUCGCCUUAUGACAGGGAAGGACGUGACUGGGGCCAAAGGUCGCCCAUCAAAACAGGCGACCUUGGAAGACCUAGUCGAUUUGGACUGCGCUCGCAAAGAAGGCCGUCGCGCGCCCACUGUCUUGCGCAAGUUCAAUGCCAGGAUAGCGGAUCUGGAGAAGGCAGAGGGACGUCUCAUGCAGAACUUUGAGGAGCUCGAGGCCGAGUUUCGACGGGUCAUCAGCAGGUCGGUUAUGGGCCACUCCCAGGACGCCACUCAGCUCCUUCAGGAUAUUCAAGCACUCGCUGGCAAAGUCGAGAAUGAUUAUCGCACAACCAUGGACUACUCAACCUCUACCAGAGAUUUACUUCAGGCCUCCAAGAUUGCACAAACGCACACAGAGAAACACCUGCCAAGUCUACACAAACGUGCGCUUGAGAUGGACGGGAUGCUACGCUAUGCAAUCAAGGCCCGGAACGCCUUGGCGCUUGAGCAAGCAGAGUUUAUGCGCAGCAUAGCUGACGUCAGCAAGCUUGAUAUGCAGGUCAAGUCUUUGAUCAACGCUAUCGCCGAAGACGAGGAGCUGGCCACAUUUGACUAUCUGCGCUUGAUUCAUCAAGUUCCGUACAUGUAUGCAGCUUUUACUGCUGAAGCCAUACGCCGCAAAGAGUGGUUUGACAAGGUGAAGACGGAUUCAACAACACUUGCCAAUGAGAUGGCACUUUUCCAGGAUGAGGAGGCCAAGCGCAGGAGAAAAUGGUACAAGACUAUAGGGGACACUAGUUACGGGCCCGAGUCUUUGAGUACUGAUAACAACGUGCCCGGACUAGAGGUAAACCUGUUGGGUGAGGAUGAGCUUUGGCCAAGCACAUCGAGAAAGGAUCUCGAGGAAUUUCUCGACCUGCUGCAACGCCAAAGGGCGGAUGCAAGCAUUAUUGGUGAUGUCGGUAAAAUUAUCGCAGAGCUCAGCAACCCAACCAAGCAACAGUUCAAGCGUCUCAAAGCGUUCAAAAAUGGCAGCGUUCACGACUCGGCACUAGGCCGCAGCGGCUUGAUGAUCCGGGGAGAUGAUGAGCUUCUGAGGUCUCUGCAGGACGAUAAGACAAAACUCGAGACUAAGCUUAGGACGGCGGAAAGCAGAGUCAGAAGAUUAGAGGACUUGCUACAUAGGCAAGGCCAAGCCUCCAGGCCGACUUUGGGCAACCUCUUCCAGAAUCCAAGUCAACAACUUCCGGAGCGGAGCGGAUCUGCACAAUCUGUCGGUUCUCCCGGACCUAUUGGUGAUCGCCGGCAGUCAGACGAGGUCGGGAACCAACUUGUGCAACGCGUGGCUCAACUUGAGAAGGAGCUACAGGAAGAGAAGGAGCGCAAUGCCGCACUCGAAAGAGACGCCGCCGACCGUACCACGCACACCAACGAUAUCAAGGCACAGAUGGACGACGUGAACGCCACAAAGAAGGAUCUUCUCGAAAAUAUGGAGGCUCAGAAACGCGAGUUCUUGGUGGAACGUAAGGCUCUUGACGAGGAGAUACGCAACCUCAAGGCUAGGCUUGAGGAGACUGAAGACGAGUUCCACAACAUUGAUGAGUCUCGCGAGCAUGAAAAGACCUCGUAUGACGAAAAGGUUCAGUUGCUAGAGGCUCAACUGGAGAGCUUAACCAAGGAGAAGAGUGACGAUGCUCUGAAGGCGCAAGGCCAGGUCGACUUCUUGCGCAACGAGACGCGACUGCAGCGAGAGAGUAACGAGGCGCUACAGGCGCAAAUCCAGGCGUCUCAGGACGAACUCGGGCUGUUGAACAAGAAGCUCAAGACCACGAACGAGGCUGCAGACGUGCAACUACGGGCUCUUAGAGAGCUUUAUACAACGUUUGUCAAGAGCGCCGGUAUUCCAGAGGAUGUCAACGACCUGGCUGAUACUGUAUUGAACAAUGCAGCAGAGACCCUGGCCAAGGUUCAGAAUCUGGAUGCUGAUAUCUCAAUCAUGCGCUCAAAUCUUGCACUGGCCCAGGAUGUUGCGAAGGACCUUAGAGCUCAGCAGGCAAAUGCACUGGAGAAGCUGGCCAAAGAGGAGACUACGUCGAUGCACCUUAGGGAACAGUGUGAUGAGCACAAGGCCAAGGUCAACGCGCUUGAGGGCGAACUGGCGGAUGGUCGCAAGCAGCUCGAUGAGCUCCGUACUCAGAUUGCCCAGGGAGAGACCGGCUCCGAGAGUCUGCGAACACGUCUCGAGGAGGAAGAGAAAAAGAUUGUCCGGUUGACCGAGGAUCUCGCCUCCAAGCAAUCACAGGUUGGCAGCUUAGAAGAAGAGCUGAGGUUGUUCCAGGAGCGUCUACAGGAUUCGCAGUCCAAGCUAACAACCUUGACACUACGCACGGAGACUCGGAACGAGCGGACCAAGGAUAUCAGCCAACGCCUUUACUCGCAGAACGAGCGUUUAGUGCGUUUACUUGAGCGUCUCGGCUUUUCGGUCUCGCGCGAGAACGGGGUCAUGACGAUACAGAAAAUCCCGCGGGCAGAACGAUCGACCAUGAAUCUGGCAGCGUCAUCUACCGCUGACGCGAAGUCGCGCAUAGCAAGCGAACCAGCGGACGUGGAACUACUUUACUGGAUGAAUGCUACUGAUGUACAAGGCGAAACGGAGAAAUACGACAAGUUCAUGUCGACCCUCGGCUCAUUCGACGUCGACGCUUUUGCAGAUACGGUAUACCGUCGCGUUAAGGACGUGGAGCAUAUCGCAAGGAAGUUGCAGCGUGACGUGCGCGGUUACAGGGAAAAGACUCAUGCUUUACACAAGGAUGCUCACGAUAAAAUUGCAUUCCGCAACUUCAAGGAGGGUGACCUUGCCCUGUUCCUCCCGACUAGGAAUCAGACAAACGGCGCCUGGGCCGCCUUCAAUAUCGGGUUCCCGCACUAUUUCCUGCGCGAGCAAGAACACCAUCGGCUUAGCAACAGGGAAUGGCUUGUCGCUCGCAUCACCCGCGUUCAGGAAAAAGUAGUUGAUCUCUCUAAGAGUCUCGAUACGACUGAGAGUAUCAAUGGAACCAGCGGUGGUGCCGAGGACGAUAACGACAAUCCCUUUGAUCUAUCGGAUGGUUUACGGUGGUACCUUAUAGACGCGCAAGAGGACAAGCCAGGGGCUCCUAGCACUCCAGGACUUGGGAAGACAACCGUUGCGAGCACCAAGGUUGAGGCCAAGGGGGACAUGCAGACCCAGCCUAGGUCCACACCGGGCGGCCUAGCAGUACUCGGUGGCGCCAAGCCCUCAGCGGUCGAUGGUGCAAGCAAGAGCCUCUCCAAGAGCCUUGAGAGUCGACGGUCUAGCACUUCAUCAACACGUCGACCGCUGCCGUUCGCCGGGGCCCUUAGCCGUAACGCCCCUGGUAGCGAGACUAACAGCCUUCGCGCCGUGGCUACAACAGCACCUGGUGACGGCGCCGGAUCACCAUCUGGGCCGACGAGCCCCAAACCACACCUUGCGCAUGGUGAGGACCAGGAUGUUCGUCUUGCUGCACUCCCGGAGCCGCAGCAGCAACGAGUCGAGGUACGCAACGACAGCGGCGGUGGCGCAAUAGAUUCCCUCCUUGGCCCUACAUGAUCAGGCCUGCUGAUUUUCUGUCCGUCUGCGUUUCUGCUUUCCCCUUUAUAUAGAAUCGGUUCGAGCAACAGCAGCCAAUACAACGGGAGAGUCCAACCAAAAGAAGCGUUGUAUGGGAUCAUAUGUGGAAUCUUGACCUUUAAGGUUGCAAGCAAGGCAGUACUAGGGUAGACCACUUGUCGGAUUGUAAGCUUUGCUCGUGUUGUAUAGGUGUGCUACAUAUUGGGUUUCGUUUGUUCUGUAUCCUAUUUUAUCUUUUUUUCAGGAUACACUGUACAGAGAUGGAGAAAUCAUGGCUCGUCUUUUAGCAAAGGCACCGGGCUUUGUUUUCAUCAACUGGCGUUCUGAGGGGAGUACUGGUGAUAUCCAGAGCAAUUUGUUUAGUAGCUAGCCAGCCUCUUUUUCAAGCAAGGAUGUUUUGGGUUUUUCAUAAUAUUUACCAGAGUUAUUUGCCCACGUUGACACAGGCAAAAAAAUUCCAAUUUUCUUUGAACAAAAAUCCACAGAGAAAGAUGCUCACAUUUUC